Molecule: messenger RNA, 2652 nt
Organism: Symbiodinium pilosum
Lineage: Eukaryota; Dinophyceae; Suessiales; Symbiodiniaceae
Source: the annotation of a GenBank genome assembly
AUGAUAGCGUGGGACGUGGUCAUGCUCCCCUUCGUCAUUUUCUUCGCGUUGAACUUCCUGGGUCGAGCUUCCACAGCUUUCAUGAAUCCAACGUAUCGCUGCUCCAUCGUCUUCUUCGUGUCCAGCUAUCAGCGAAUCCUGCAGAUGCUGGCAUUCUACCUCUAUGUCCGCCAUCUUGUGGGGCCAAAUGAUGAGCGGGGGCUGAAGCGGGCCUGUGCAGCUCAAACGAGUUUCAUCGUGAACUUCGGGCAGAUCCUCGGGACAAGCUCCUUGCUGAACCUCGUAUGGACUGAGAUUCGCGAGUCAGUUAUCGUCAUGAGCUUUGCCUGCGACCCAGCCAUCGUGCUAGCAAGACAUCCAAUUGCUCGGGAUGCCCCGGAUCUGGACAAGAAGUGGUGGCCUGCAACAAGGACCGCUUCAGGGAGGCCAACCAUCGUCACCUACAACGCUGCAAUCAGCCUCAAAAGCCUUGAUGCCUUGUCUGGAUAUCCGAUGCAUGCCGGCUCUGCAGGCUGCCCUCCACAAGUAUCCAGAUCACCUUCCCGGCAUUUCGGUGUUAGCGCGGCUGCCAGCUGCAACAUGGCGUCUGAAAGUGACAAGUCUUCUGCGGCGGAUGUGUUGCGGGAGUGUUUCGGCCAGGGCGGCGACUUUACUGUGAUGGUGGAAGAGUGUUCUGCAGAAAGCCGCGAGGAUGGGGCGAUUGGAAGUCGCUCCGAGUUUCGGGUCUGGUCUGUGCUGCUGACCAAGUGGUCCAAAGUCUUUGACAAGAUGAUAAACUCCGAUGCGUUUGCAGAGUCUUCCAAAGGCCAACUGGUCAUCAAAGACUUUUCAGCAGCCGCUGUCGAGAUCUUUUUGCGUUUCCUGUAUUCUGGGGUUGUGGAAGGCAGUAUCCCAACCCUAGUGGAGGUUGGCACAUUGGCCGACAAGUAUCAGGUGGACAAGCUGCAUGCGCUGUGUAUGCGAGCUGUCCAGAAUCAGCUAAAGCCAGAAGUGGCCUGUGAACUCUUUGCGUGUGCAGAUCGCUUCCAGGUUGCAGACCUACGGCGUCAGGCACUUGAACAGAUUUUGAUCCAUCCCAAAGAGGCACUCAAGAUCCGGCCGGUUCUCAGUCCUCGAUUGUUAAAUGAGGUUCUGGACUCUCCCCUGCUAUGUAUUGAGGAUUCAGACUUGAUGAGCAUACUGCAGGGUUGGGGUAAGCGUAAGGCAUCCGCGCUGGAAAGCGACUCAAUGCAACCGAUCGUUGACAGCCGCAUGUCCAACCUGCAGAAGCGAAAGCCAGGCGAGCACAGUACCGACAUACUGCAGACGCUAUGGGGUCGAUACACGAAUGGUGGCAAAACUGAUACGUUUCUGGGCUACUGGGUCACGAUGAUUCUGGGCAUUCCAUGCGUCCUGAAUGGAAUCUACAGGUCCAUCGACGAGGGGAACCGACUAGCUAUGCUCCAGGGCUGCGCAGCAAAUUCUAGAAAUUGCCUGCCUCUGCGCUUCAGCAAGGGUUGGAUAAUAUGGAUGCUUCCUCACCAUUCUGUGUACCUCACUGGCUUUUCCUUCGCUCACGUGAUAUCCAGCCAAAUUCACUUUGAAAUUCUUUGUUCUCAAGAUGGCUGCAGCUGGCACUUAGCCGUGGCUUCGGACAAGCGGGAGAUCCCAGCCAAAAAAACGCUGGUCUGUCACCAGCCCCCUCAUCUUGUCAAGUGGUUCAAGUUGCACGUCCUGGAGGGUGAGUUCAUCAACAACUUUGGCAUACAUGGCAAUCAAUGGGUCGGGGCUUUGGCCUUGCUGGAAGACGCGCGCGCAGAGCUUCUUGAGCUGCAGGUCAUCACAUACAAUGCUGCUAUCAGUGCAUGCGAGAAAGGCUCGCAGUGGCGCUGGGCCCUGGCGCUGUUGGCAGAAGUGCCACAGGCGAGUCUGGACAGCGAUGUAAUAUCUUUCAAUGCAGCGAUGAGCGCUUGCGGCAGAGGCUCCAGGUGGCAAUUGGCCGCUGCCCUGUUGCUGCAGCUUCAGGAGGCAGACAUCCAGUGCACCGUGGUCACUUAUGGUGCUGCAAUCAGUGCCGCAGAGAAGGGGCAGCAGUGGGAGUUGGCUGUGAGUUUGCUAUCAGACAUGCUGGAGCAGCGUUUCGCCGGAAACGUGAUCACAUAUAGCGCAGCAAUCAGUGCUUGCGAAAAGGAAGGGCGCUGGCAAGAGGCAUGGCACUUGCUUCUGGAGCUUGACUCCCUCAACCUUGAACUCGAUGUCAUAUCAAUGAGCGCUGUGAUCAGCGCCUGUGGACGUUACUCCGAGUGGCGCCAUGCUAUCGAAUUGCUUCAGGACAUGCAGAGACUCCGCAUGCAAGGCAACUUGAUCACCUGCAACAGUGCCCUCAGCGGCCUGGAGAAGGCUGGGCAGUGGCAACUUGCCUUGCAAUGGCUGGCCGAGCUCCACUCCCAGCAGCUGGAGCUUGUCAUCACGUACAGCGCGGUCAUUAGCGCCUGUGAAAAGCGCGGACGUUGGGAAGAAGCAAUGCUGGUUCUGGCUGACAUGCAAAGGUGGCAGCUCUGUGGCAAUGACGUGACCUACAACGCAUGCAUUUCAGCAUGUCAGAAAGGUGGCCAGUGGCGGUUGGCACUGCAGUGCUUCGUCUGCAAGAUGUCACUUGUCGCGGCGUCCUAG